Molecule: messenger RNA, 2695 nt
Organism: Lates calcarifer (barramundi perch)
Lineage: Eukaryota; Metazoa; Chordata; Actinopteri; Centropomidae
Exons: 3
Coding region: 157-2601 (814 amino acids)
Source: RefSeq, a predicted model, not a curated record
AGUUUUUAUUCUCCCCAGUGAAGUGACUUAGUAUUUUUAUUCAAGUACAACCAUCACAAGAGAAAAACACAUUGACAAGACUUGAACGAAAACGACAAAAGGAAAAGAGGAAAAGACAAAGAAGAGACAAAGCAAGGAAGCCCUGCUCAUCUGAAGAUGUCUGAAGAGAGACAGGACACCGCUCCAAGCAGCAUGGACAAAGCUGUAGAAAAGAUCGCUGACACCCUCGUUUCAGACGUCAUUGAACAGGUUGCUGCGAAUCUCAGUGAGCUGUUGCAAAAUGUUCGCCGCUGGGAUUCAGACGAGCAUGACAUGUCUGAGGAUAACAAAGAUGGAUCCUCAGCUGGUUCUCUCGUCCAACAGAGGGUCCAGCAACACCUGGAGAAGUUUUUCGCUAUGCGGCAGGUGUUUGCUGAGCAUUGUGGGAAUGGUCUAGAGGACGACGAGGUCACCAAAGAAGACGUCUCUCCAGCUAUGUCUGAGGUGAUAGUUACACCUGAUUCCCAGGAGAGCACCAAAUCAGCCAACAAAGCCAAGAAACCAGUUGCCAUGCCAUUCAUGAACAAGCUGAAGUUGGUGUGGAAGAGCCACUUUGGCAGAAAGCAUAGCAAGAAGGUCAAAAGGGCUUCUGAUAGACACCUGAGCUCCAGUCCUGAGAAGCAGUCCAUGGAUGAAGAGGACGCCAUAGAGAGUGAGAGAGAACAAGAAGCCUCCAUCAGCUUGUUUCUGUCACCCAAACAGGUAGAUGAAGUUCCUCAGCCAAAGGGUGAACUGCUGACUGAAAAUGAAACAGAUUUCCAGGAGGAGAUGAGACACGAUGAGGUUCUGAGGGCUACUGCCGACACUGAGAAGGAGGUGUCUACCCCUGACCUGGUGGACAGCUGCUCUCAGGCCUUUGAAAAAACCUCAACUCAGACUUCCCUGGUGCAGACAAUUCAAGUCUUGCCCAUCAAAGACCAUGAAGACUUUUACACAACUAAGGCUGAUGAACAGACAAUAAAAAACCCUCUAGAGCCAGAGAACGAGGGAGACGAUAAAGAGAGCACGGAAGUCAGGAUCCCUGACACAGGAUCAUCCUCCAGACUCUCCAGCAUGUCAGAGGAGAGCAAGACGGCAGCUUCAUCUGCUUCCCCUCCAUGUACCCCCCCAUCCAUCUAUGAGGCAGCAAACAUGAUUGUCAGCCAAGUCAUUGAGCAGGCCAUCAGGACACUGGAGUCUGAGGCCAAAGCCAAGAGAUCAGCCAGUACAACCAUCUUCAAAACACUGAAGACAGCGUGGAAGAAACGCUUUGGCAAGAGGCAGAGAAAUAAGGUCGUACCAACUUCACAGGAUGAGGCUCAAGCUGAGUCUUUUGGUCUGGAAGAACUGUUUGCUGAGCCUGUUAAGGUGAAACCUGCAGAGGCUGAGGACGACAAGGUAAUGGAGAUACCAUCAGGACCUUCAGAAGAGGAUGGACGUACUGUGGUUUCCCAGGGAGGAAAUGAAGCAGCAGCAGACCAGACAGUCAUCAUGAAUUCCUCCACCAUGUCUCUCGUGAUAAUGAGAUUCUUCCAGGGUCUCACUGAAGAGCAAUGGAGGGAAGUCAGCGAGGGCGUUUUCAAUCGAGACGUGAAGGAGAAGCUGAUUGACAUGUGUGUGGAUGUGUUGAAGUUCUCCUCAGACUCAGUCAUUAAAAAUGUCUUGGAGUCACUCGCUCAGUCAUCCACCUCAUCCGGCACAUUCACCCUGAAGACCCACUAUGACAUCCAGAGAAGUGUGGAGCGCUCCUUCAGCCAGGCUCUCUGUAAUAUCGUUGGGACAGAUAUCCCUGUUAGGAUUUCACCUGAAUUCACAGAGGCCAUAGCGACUGAGGUAUUUGAAGCAGUCACCCCUGUCCUCUCUGUGGCCAUACAAGCCUCAGUGGAUGAACGGUCCUUGAUCGCCACUGCUCCUGCCAACCUCCAGGUGUCAAAGGACAAAGCAGCCAAGAAGACUCUGGCAGGAGCUAUUUCCACCAUGAAAUCCCUCCUUACUGGACGAGGCGCUGUGAUCAAAAGGAGGGUUAUGUCACAACAAGGGUUGGAACCUAACAUAAACAAGAAGCCAGCCAGAGGACGUGAAGACAAGAAAAAUGAGUCUUUGUGGAGGAGGUGUUUCAGGCAGAAGAGAAGGAUCCAGCCAUUUUCACUGGAGGAUCCAACUGAAUCAAAUGGCGUUAAAAAAAGCAAAGAGGAGUCCCGCUCUCCUCUGGCAUCAUCCUCCAUCACAGAGGACCCACCCCUGAAUGAGACCAUGACUAGUGAGAUCCAGGAGGAAGAGGAGACUAAGACAAACGGCUUCUGCAGCAUCUUCUGCAACAUCUUCUCAAAGGUAAUGAAACUUUCUCAAGACCAAACAACAAGUCUAGUUGUCUUUGACUUAAAGACAUCUGAUCACUGUUGCAUUCUUGUUGAACUGUGGCCUUUUAUUUUUGCUUUUGUACUGAUGUGUUGUUUGUUUUUCUUAAAGAAAAAGAAUGAAAAGAAGAAAAAGGAGAAGACGACUCCGUCCAAAAAACUUCCCCUUUGGAUGCGGCUGUUCUGCAGUCCAUGCACCUGUCCACGCUGCCGCUCCUCCCCUUAAGCUGCAGCCACCCCCCUUUCUUUUCUCUCACCCCUCACCCCUUCUCCAACAUCCCCCUUUUCUCCCCUCUUCUCCACCCCUCGAACACCCCCCC